AUGUUUGAGCACGUUGCACUAAUGGCGACAUUUCGUGUAUUAACACAAUACAUCAUGAUUACAGUCCAAAAUCGAUGUUUGGUGUCAAAUAAGAACAAUAGGAUACGUAAAGUCUGUCUAACACCAUCAAUGAACAGCACACAUAUACAUCAUCACUUAUGGCCAUAUGCUGUCCGUGGCAGUGUGACAUUAAUUGUCGAAAAUACAACGACUGAAAAUUUUGAACACAAUAUCUAUCGCACGCUGCGACAGAGUAUUGCUAAAAUUGUACGAACAUUUUGUACAAUCUAUCGGCAGAGCUGUCUAAGUCAUGAUGCUGAUGCUGUCAGAGCUGACCAUGUCAUUAUUCAAAGUUAUGAAGAACAGUUAGAUGAUCAGCGCUUGUAUGUCGCUGUAUUUAUCAAAGAUCCCUAUCGUCAAGACAUAGCUUUAACUAAUGAUCAAUUUCUACUUGCACUUAAACGUCAUCGUCAACAACUCUAUCAAGAUAUUAAACAUCAUAUUAAUCUUCCGUCGACAAUUUUUGAACAAACAUCAUUAGAUCCAAUAUGGUUAUAUGGUGUUUGUUUACUUGCUUUGCUUGUCCUUGUCGUUGUGAUUCUUAUGUUGAUUACAAUUCUCUCGAAACGAACGGUUAAAACGAAUACAAUAGAAGAAACGAUUCAAACAGAUAAACCGACAUCACAACCACGGCCAGAUGAAACACAAUUAUUCGUUUCGUCGCCUAUUCGACUAGCUCAAGAGGAGUAUGAAACAAAUUCGUCGUCGUACGGUAAUGAGACCGAAAUAUCUCAAACAUCAAAUUCUACGCUUACAGCUAAUUUACCCCAACCAUCUAAUUAUCUCUAUUCAUCAUCUCGUACAUCCUAUUUUAAUAGUGCUAUCGAAGCAGCGAUAAAACAUCAUCUACACGAUGAUGAACCUAUCCCAUUCAUAGAUGAUAAUCUGUCCGUGACACAUAGUCGAAAGAGUAGUGCAUGCUGGAGUGAUCGGACAAGUUUGACUAGUCGUUUCGGAUUUGCUUGGAAAUGGAGCGGUAUGCGAUCCGCGACGUGUUCAACUGAACAAGGAAGUUCAAGACGAUUCAGUUAUCGACCCGUUCGAUAUACCAUACCAAGAAUCUCACAGCGUCAUAUUCAUGAGCAAUUGUAA
This is a messenger RNA of Adineta ricciae, 1152 nucleotides long. The record is from the annotation of a GenBank genome assembly. NCBI's taxonomy places the organism in Eukaryota, Metazoa, Rotifera, Eurotatoria, Adinetida, Adinetidae.